UAUUCUCAGGUAUAUCAUUGUCGUUUGGUUAUAUUUUGUAAUUUGAAGCAAAAUCAUUUUCCUUCAGAGGCCUCAAUCAGGGAUUUGCCAUGAGAUCAACUCUGGAUGCACACAGAUAUCCUGGUGGUGUCAGAAAGACAGAGGAUGACGUCAAGCCGUGGAGGAAGAAGGUGGCGUGUGAUGGCCGCUCACAGCCAGAGCAAGAGGCCAAGGUCUGGCAUCAGACUCUGCUAGAUCAGCGCCAUCUAGAGACCUACAGGAACAUGCACCACCUCAGAGAUGCUCUCCAUCACCGCUGUGCUGCUCUGCUCAAGGACAAAGUCCUCUCACAAAGACUAGUGCUGCAGCAAAGAGACGAGACGACCAGGGCCAAGUACGAGGCGAAGAACGAAACAAAGCAGAAACAAAAGAAGCGAGCCUUCUCCAAGCUGCAGCACAAUGACUCAUACCUCCAGUCUCUCCCCAAAACCAGCUAUUACCAGAUCUUUGACCUCCAGAAGCAGCUGGUCCAGCGUGGACAUCUAAAAACCAGCCGCGAGUUGGAGGACUUUUACCGGUGCAUUGACUACAACAGUCCUCCAUCACAGAUGCAGAGAAAUCUGCAGGAUGUCAGGAAAAAGAUGCUGGGAAGCAGGUCGUCUGCAGUUGAUUUGACUUCUCAGCAGAAGACAGAACACGAUCCCUGCUCUCCUGAAGAUGGAGGAGAUGAGGAGGAUGACAUCUGCUGCUCCAGGUUAUUGGAGCACAGGUCUGGUUCGGGGGAGAGCAAGGAGAAAAAGGCAAUCGAGCAAAUGUUUCCCAAGGUUGGUGACAGUGAUGGUGUCAAUGCAUUUUACUUGGUUACUUUCUUUGUGUGGGCCACACGGUGGUGUAGUGGUUAGCACUCUCGCCUUGCAGCGAGAAGACCCGGGUUCGAGCCCCGGUUGGAACAAGGGCCUUUCUGCAUGGAGUUUGCAUGUUCUCCCCGUGUGUGCGUGGGUUCUCUCCGGGUACUCCGGCUUCCUCCCACAGUCCAAAAACAUGCAAUGUGGGGAUAGGUAAAUUGGACACUCCAAAUUUACCAUAGGAGUGAGUGUGAGAGUGAAUGGUU
Molecule: messenger RNA, 1090 nt
Organism: Solea solea (common sole)
Lineage: Eukaryota; Metazoa; Chordata; Actinopteri; Pleuronectiformes; Soleidae
Exons: 7
Coding region: 90-881 (263 amino acids)
Source: RefSeq, a predicted model, not a curated record